CGCGCAUUGUCGCCCAGGACGUCGGCUGCACGAGUCGCCAGGAGACUAGUGGAAGCUCACACCAAGCACCUGAAAGAACACCUUGGAUAUUGUUUCUUUGGCCUUUAAGCUAUUGAAACAAUAGUGCCUUCUGGGCCUGUUCUGCUCUGUUACUGGAGAGUGUUUCUGAUCAUCUGAAUCUCAACCAUGUUUUCAAACUGCUUGCAGAAUAUCAUAAAAAUCACAGAUGCUCACCUUCUACAUUCAGGAUUAUGCCACCGAUUAAUAAGAAAUAAAAGGAGGUUUUUUGGAACUGUGCCAACAUCCAGAUUGCACAGGCGGGUUGUCAUUACAGGUAUUGGUUUAGUGACUCCUCUUGGUGUUGGAACUCAACUGGUGUGGGACCGUCUGAUCCGAGGAGAGAGUGGGAUUAUUUCACUGGUUGGUGAAGAAUAUAAGAGUAUCCCUUGCAGUGUUGCUGCUUUUGUGCCAAGAGGUUGUGAUGAAGGUCAGUUCAAUGAACAAAACUUUGUGUCCAAAUCAGAUAUCAAGUCCAUGUCUUCCCCCACCAUUAUGGCCAUUGGGGCUGCAGAGUUAGCCAUGAAAGACUCUGGCUGGCAUCCUCAGUCAGAAGCUGAUCAAGUGGCUACGGGUGUUGCAAUUGGCAUGGGAAUGGUUCCUCUUGAAGUUGUUUCUGAAACGGCUUUGAUGUUUCAGACCAAAGGUUACAAUAAAGUCAGCCCAUUCUUUGUCCCUAAGAUUCUGGUCAACAUGGCAGCAGGCCAGGUCAGCAUUCGCUAUAAACUCAGGGGCCCCAACCAUGCAGUAUCUACAGCCUGUACCACAGGAGCUCAUGCUGUGGGAGACUCUUUCAGAUUUAUAGCCCAUGGUGAUGCUGAUGUGAUGGUGGCUGGAGGUACAGAUUCCUGCAUUAGCCCUUUAUCUCUUGCUGGGUUUGCCAGAGCCCGUGCUCUGAGCACAAACCCUGAUCCUAAGUUGGCAUGUCGACCAUUUCAUCCGAAGAGAGAUGGUUUUGUAAUGGGAGAAGGUGCAGCUGUGCUGGUGCUGGAAGAACAUGAACAUGCUGUUCAAAGAGGAGCCCGGAUCUAUGCAGAAAUUUUGGGCUAUGGACUCUCAGGUGAUGCUGGUCACAUUACUGCGCCCGACUCUGAAGGAGAAGGUGCUUUAAGAUGUAUGGUUGCUGCUGUAAAGGAUGCAAAUGUACAGCCCGAAGAGAUAUCCUAUGUCAAUGCACAUGCUACUUCCACACCCCUAGGAGAUGCUGCUGAAAACAAAGCUAUCAAACAUCUUUUCAAAGACCAUGCACAUGCCCUCGCCGUUUCCUCAACUAAAGGAGCCACGGGACAUCUGCUGGGAGCUGCAGGGGCGGUUGAGGCAGCAUUCACUGCUCUGGCUUGUUAUUAUCAACAACUACCACCUACUUUAAACCUGGAUUAUACAGAACCAGAAUUUGAUCUCAAUUAUGUUCCACUGAAGGCACAGGAAUGGAAAACUGAGAAAAGACGUAUUGGACUCACCAAUUCCUUUGGUUUUGGUGGUACUAAUGCAACACUUUGCAUUGCUGGCAUGUAGGACAGACAAAUCAUUUGUGAUUAAACAUUGAUUUUUAAUGUUAUAAACAAACUUUAUGAAGUGGAGAAAUACUAUGUUUCUAUAAAUGCAUAUACUUUUAUAACUGUGUCAGGGUUUCUCAGUUUUGCCACUACUGAUAUUUGAGGCUGGCUAAUUCUUUGUUGGGGAGAGGGGAGUUGUCCUUUACAUUGUAGG
Molecule: messenger RNA, 1767 nt
Organism: Eptesicus fuscus (big brown bat)
Lineage: Eukaryota; Metazoa; Chordata; Mammalia; Chiroptera; Vespertilionidae
Gene: OXSM
Product: 3-oxoacyl-ACP synthase, mitochondrial
Exons: 3
Coding region: 187-1572 (461 amino acids)
Biological process (GO): fatty acid biosynthetic process
Molecular function (GO): 3-oxoacyl-[acyl-carrier-protein] synthase activity
Source: RefSeq, a predicted model, not a curated record